Molecule: messenger RNA, 7323 nt
Organism: Dreissena polymorpha
Lineage: Eukaryota; Metazoa; Mollusca; Bivalvia; Myida; Dreissenidae
Exons: 6
Coding region: 161-4069 (1302 amino acids)
Source: RefSeq, a predicted model, not a curated record
CUUUGUUCAUGGAAGAGUCGCGUUUUCUGUCGUAGGGUGAUGCACAACUUGGUCGGUCUUAAAAAAGAACUUCAAUAAUUUAUUUCAAGAUGAUGCUCGAGCCACAACGUGUUUCUUCCGGACGUUGAUUUCCUUCGAAGAUGUAGCUAAAUAAAAUUUAAUGGCGAAUCUAGCCGAUGUGUUCACUGAGUCGGAAAGAAUGAACUGGCUGAAGGCAUGGCUGGCAAUUGAUAUUGCAAAGAUUGGCCUAGAGCAGUUCGCGGAGAACGAGGCUACAAUUCUACAAGGCAAUAUUUACAACGCAAUCUUGACAAGUGGCGCAGUCGCGUGUUCUUGCUGUCACACUGCAAACGUGCUGAAAUGCCCUUCGCCAGGGAUAUGCAAUAAACGAGGAGCAAAUGGCAUAUGCAUAGCAAUGCAUGACACCGCGUCCAAACAACCGCGACCAUGUCCUGCUAAUACUUGUAAUAAAGUCCUUAUUGAAAUUGCAAAGCAACAUAAAUAUCCCAAUCCUGCGUGGAAAAACACAGAAGCAAUUCACUGGGCAUCAUGUCCAUGGCAAAUAGCCAAGGUUUAUUUUCCUCCAGACGGUUACACUGGAAAGGGAUCGGCUCAAGAUACUGACUUCAAUGGCAUCAUCAGUUUUAUGAUCAACUGUAAACAUUUCGAUAACAAGUUUUCGUUCCCCAUAGAUCCAGGAAAAACACUUCCACCAUGCCUUUUAACAAAGGCGCGGGACAUUGGCAGAACUGUACGUCAUUCGUCUACGUGCAAGGUCGCAGAUACAGAUCUCCAGGAUAUUUUUAUAACACUGACUAGCCUGUUGACUGACCCAAAAUGUCUAGCACACGACGUUGCUGCGAAGGAGGCUGUGAGAAAAUUAGCAAAGCUACAAACCGACGUUCUGAAGCUAACAACGGAGGAAAUUGUUAAUUUGUUAGAGUCUGCACAAGAUACUCUAAAGAAAGUAGAACAUAUAACUGAGACGGCUAUUGAAGAGAUUCGUUUUUCCAUUGAAAACUUUAGAAAGGAUCUAAACGCACACAAUGACAAAUUAAAGCAGGAUCUUGAUGAACACACGGGCAAGUGUAAAGGACAACUGGAUGAACAUCGUCGUAAGACGACAGGAACAGACUACGACCAAUCGUGUAAAGAUUUUCGGAGACGGUUGAUGGCACAUUACGAUGACACUUCUAGCAAUGUUCCUCUUUCAAACUUGGAUCAAAGUCUUGAUAAGCGUAUAGCAGAUAUAUACGCAACGCCAAAUAUACACCGAAUUGAAAUCGAAAAAAAUGGGAAACGCGUUAAACAGGAGCAAGUACUGACAUACAAACAAAUAUUUUGCACAGAUGGUGAUUUCAGUCGACGUAUAUAUCUACAAGGUGAACCCGGCAGCGGAAAAUCUACAUUUUCAGCUAAGUUAGUUCAUGACUGGUCCCAUAUUAAUCAGGUUUCUUCGCCAUCUCCUUCUUCUUCUGACACCAAAGCAUUUGAUGACGUGUUAACAAUUCAACAAUUCAAAUUCCUAUUUUUCGUCACAUUGAGAGAUUCGAGAGGUCAGGCAGAUGUUACGCAGAUGAUAAAGAAGCAACUUAUUGAUACAACAUUUUCCGAAGACGAACGCGCCGAUAUGUACAGACUUUUCGUACAAAUAAUGAACACUGAAAUCUGCCUCGUAGUACGGGAAGGUCUAGACGAAUGGGUGCCUCCUAAUGGUAGUAACCUAGCCGAACCAUCCAUGGCAGGAUUUCAGAACGACAAGUGCACGGUCCUGACAACAUCUCGACCAUGGAAGCUGGCUGAUGAACGUAUCAAGAAUUCGCAAAUCGACAUUCUUUUCGAAAUCGAGGGGAUUAGUAAUCCGUAUGCAUUUAGUAACAAUAUUAUUCGAUGCCUUAUUGACCAUUCGAAGGAUCUAAAAGAAACUGCGAUACAAUUUAAGUCAUUCGUUGAAGAUCGUAAGCUCGAAGAAUUAUCUUCUUCGCCAAUGUUGUACACGCUUGUCAUAUAUACCUGGGUAAACACGAUUGAGAAAGAAGAACGUUUGAAAGAAUCGUCAUUGUGUGGACUGUACACUACUCUACUGGAAAGUCUUUGUAAAAAAGCCAACAGUACGAGUGGUUAUUUCAACGAUUCAAACCCGCCACCAGUGCACUGUUUUUCUAGCACAAGUUACCUUCAGCCAAACAUUGAACACUUAGAUAAGCUGGCAGAAGUAGCUUGCAAAUUGCUAUUCUCUUCUCAGAGAGAAUCAUCUAUUGUUUUCAGUGAUAUUACAUUGUCCAACUAUUUUUCUCCGGACGAAUUUACAGUUUGCAAGAGGUUUGCUCUUACGGCAGGGAUAUUAACAAACAGGAAAGAUAAAAGUCGGACAGGAAGCUCCAACUCAUUUGUCCACAAAACUGUGCAGGAACUUCUCGCAGCAUAUCAUAUCGCUUGCAAUACAAACAUCAUUGAUGACGUUAUAUCCAGAUACCUUAAACUCAACAAUACAUCCUAUCUCGAAAUAUCGCAAGUUCUUAUAUUUUUGUGUGGAAUGAACACGUCUGCUGCGAAUAAAUUGUCGGCUUUGAUGAAUCAUUAUGACGUUAUCCAUUGCGUUCCUUAUGAUGUAUGUCUUCUUGAUUGGCGUGACGCGUAUCCCUGUAGGUUUCAGCGUAUAAUUGAGUCUGGAAUCAGAGAGGCAGUAGCCAACAAGCAGGAAGAGGAAGGCAUACAGCUGACACUCAGUCACUUUGAUAUUAAUGAACGCAACAUAAGAGAAUUACAUGGCAUAUGGCCUACAGACGCGCGCAAUGUCAAGAGUUUGCUUGUAUGUAUGACAACGAGUGAAACCCUGCGCUCACCUGCACAUGACAAGUCUACAUCUCAUUUUGAGUUUAACCUGUCAUCGUGCCACACUUUGAGUCAUUUGUAUCUAUCGGGCAGCGGCAUAUUGCUGAGAGAUACAGCAAGCUCAGUCAGAUCGGAAUUUCCGGUUUGCAUUGUACUUAACAACGCAAAUCCAGCCCAAGGUGCAGCAAGUCCCACAAUACUGUCGUUCAUACAAUUCAUUGGCCUGAAAAGGAUCACAUGUUCUUCAACCUUUCUACAUAAUCUGUUCAGUACGCUGUUGACACUAAAUCAUAAGGUGCGGUGUAGGCUAAAGUUAAACAUAACAUCGUGUGUAGAGGGAUCAGAUAUAUUUACAAAAGCAUCCAUUAAGACAAAUUUUGACAAUCGAUUUUACAUAUGGUGUUUAGAGAGUGACAGUCCCGGUCUGUGGGAGGCUCUUCAUGGUCUGAAUAUCAAGAGUCUUAGUCUUUAUGAUGAGUAUAAAAUUGGAUUUAAUUUGAAUCAUAAAGAACUGUUUUCACAGUUUCUAUCAUCGCUCACUCAUCUAGAAAAGCUGAGUAUUACGAUGGAUUGUGGCAUUCCAAGUCUGUGCAAGGCUCUCCGUGUUAUGAAUAUCAAUGAUCUGAUUCUGCGUUGGAGUGAUACGUUUCAAGAUUUGACAGCGAACCAUUUAGAGUUAUUGUCGCAGUCUCUAUCAUCGCUCAUACUGCUGACAACGCUCAGUAUAUAUGUUGAUGAAGACAGUCCCGGACUGUGGGAGGUUCUCCGUGGUCUGAAUAUUAAGAGUCUGAAUCUGGGUGAUACUUGCCGAUGUUUGAAAGUGACACAUGUAGAGUCGUUGUCGGAGUCUCUAGCAUCGCUCACACAGCUAGAAACACUUUGUAUUCGUGUGUAUGGAGAUAACCCCGAUCUGUGGAAGGCCCUCCGUGGUCUGAAUAUCAAGAUUCUGAGUCUGAGUCUGGAAAAUACGCGGGGUGAUUUAACAGUGGAUCAUGGGGAGUCUUUGUUGCGGUCUACUUGCCGAUGUUUGGAAUUGACACAUGUAGAGUCGUUGUCGGAGUCUCUAGCAUCGCUUACACAGCUGAAAACGCUUAGUAUAAGAAUACGUAAAGACAAUCCCGGUCUUUUGGAGGCUCUCCGUGGUCUGAAAAUCAAGAGUCUGAGUCUGAAGGAUGAGUAUAUUUCUUUGUUUAGGAUGGGUAUUUGGAAAGUGAUACAUGUAGAGUUUUUAUAGAAGUCUCGAUUUGCGCUCGCUCAGCUGAAACGGUUUGUAUAAUUGUUUCAAUAAGAGUGUCGGUCUGUUGGAGGCCCUCUGUGGUCUCAAUAUCAAGAGUUUUAGUCUGAAGCUGAGGGUCUGGGAAAGUGGUUUGAGAGUGAAUCAUGAAGAGUCGUCUUCGCAGAAUCUUGUAUCACUCAAACGUCCGGAAACGCUGAGUAUUGAUGUGUAUGAUAAAAUUCCAAGUCUUUGGAAUGCUCUCCAUAGUCUGAAUAUCAAGAGUUUGAAUCUGGGUGUUUACUUGAUUGGUUUGAAGAAUGUAGAGUCGAUAUCGCAGUCUUUUUCAUCGUUCAAACGGCUGGAAACACUCAGUAUUUUUUAGGCCAAAUCCGUUCGGAUGGAAGUUCUCCGUGGACUGAUUAUCAAGAGUUUGAUUCUGGAUGUUUGGCGAAAUUCAAGAAAAAAACAUGUAGAGUUUUUGUAGUAAGUUUUAUCAUCGCUCAUAAAGCUGAAAACGCUAGACAUUAGUGUGUAUAAAGACAGUUUCGGUGAGUGGUAGGCAAUCCGUGGUCUGAAUAUCAAGGGUCUGAGAGGUUGAAUUCAGAGUGAAUAAUGUUGAGUCGUUGUCACGAUAUAUAUUAUCGCUCACACAGAUGAGAAAGCUUAGUAUAUGUGUUUAAGAAGAAAUACCUGGUUUGUGGGGACCCUCUGUGGUCUGAAUAUCAACAGACUCUGUCUGAGUGGAUUUUUGAGAGUUAAUAAUGUUGAGUUGUUGGCGAAUUUUCUAUCAUCGCUCACACAGCUUAAGGACCUAAGUAUUAGCGUGCAAAAAUACAGUCCUGGUCUACGGGGGGCGCUCACGUGUCUGAAUAUCGAGGAUCUUAGUGUCAGUUAUAAGUGUACUGGUUUUCGAGUGAAUAAUUAAUCACAGACCCUGCCAUCUUUAGUAUAAGUGUGUCGGUAGACAGUCACGAUCUGCAAGAGUCUCUCCGUGGUCUGAGUCUGGGAAGUAAGUGGAACAAUUUGAGAGUGCAUCAUGAUGAGUCGUUGUUGCAGUCUCUAUGGUCGCUCUUAAGCUGGAAACGCUAACAAUAUAUAUUUAUACAUAUUCCGACUAAAAGCUAUCUAAAUCAUCGAAAAAAAUAUCUACUGUUAUGAAUUACAUUUAUCAGAAGUAUGCGACCUAUUCAACAUGAUGGCUGAAUGUACUCAUAACGUUGAGAGUAGUCUGGAAUUCAGUUUUACUUGUUCGAAUUAUAAAAAAUAUAACCCACUGAAGGAAUACACUGAUAUCCAAAAGACAAUGGAAAAACUGAAGAACGCUAUAGUGAAACGAUUCCGAAUAUACAAAGCACCUAGAUCCGAUGAGUGGUCGUAUAUGUGUGAUAUGGGUGUUGAUGAUGACGAUGGCAGCGUUGGUACAAAAGGAGUAUUACUAUUUCCUUCGUAAAAUUUUUCAAGACGCCAUAAAUCAAAUUUCAAUACGACAUCAGAUUACCCUAGCCUCGACGUCAUGAAUGCAUGUAUGUGGCUUUCAUGCUGAUGAUAUAAAAGCAUGCAUUACUAAUGUAGGAAAUAAUUGUUGAUAUUGAGUAAAUAAAAAGAAUGCAGGAACAUCUCAAAUAUAAGUCACCGGGUGAAUUUGUUUAUGUAAAAGAUUGCAUUACAAAGUAUUAGUAUUUUAUCAGUGUUAAAUUGCAACGUGUAAAAUAUAAUAUUUUUUUAUUUUCUAACAUGAUAUAAGUCUGAUAUAUUGUUUGUCUUACAGGCUAGUAAAGGAUCUCUAUUUGUGUUAUGUAUUCCACCAAUAUUUUUAAGAAAAAGUUUUAGUAAUAAAUGUAAUACUUACAAAAUCACAUCAUUUUACUCCUAAAUAGUAAGCUUUAAUAAUAUCGUAUUAAUUUAUAUAAAUCAAAGAACGAUAUUACUUCACGUUAGUUGCUUCAGCAAAAGUUACAUUUUGCACGCACGAAUAGCUAAACAAAAUAAUUAAUUGUUAAUAUAGUUUACGUUGUUUAUAUGUUAGUGUAUAUUAUUGUUCAUACAUUCGUUUGUUUCAAUACAUAAAAUAGAAUAACAUAAAUAUGUUUAGUACAAUUCUAUGUGUGUGAAUCUAGAUCAAAUGUAUAGGUUUCGAACAAUCUCUAGAAUUAAUAUAUAUAGAUAGUAUAUUAUAAAUAUAAAUGGCAUGACUAGGCCUAAAUUGAGGUUGUACAUUGUAAUUUAUGUAUUCCUUAUUGUAGACAUUAUAUUUGAAUGGUUUAAUAAUAAUAGGAAUAAUAGAUUCUAACAAUUAUUAAUAAUAACAUGUAAAUUAACAUGUAACAGUAAGCAUUCAAGAAACGCCAGCGCGCUUGAAAGUGCCCUUUUGACAAAAUACUGCGCGUGGAAAGUGCCCUUUUGACAAAAAAGCCCCCCCCUGCCCUUUUCAAAUCCUAUUCUUAUAUAUGUCAAAUUUGAUAAAGGAAUCAAACUGCGCUUCAUAUUAGAAUUCAUCAAAUACUACUAUGAUUUUAUUGGCUAUAUAAAUCAAAAUGCGUUUUGUGUUUGAAGUCAUUAUAUAUGCUAAUAAGUGUUACAUACAGAAAACGAACCGUUAGUUUUGUUUGAAUUUAUCAUAAACUUAUAUAUGUAUAUGUUGUGUAUGCGUUUGGCUACAGAAAUCAAACUGCGUGUCGUGUAAGAACUCACCAUAUGAUAUUAUGAUUGUUUCUAUCAAUCACAACGUUUGUCGUAUUAUAAUUUGUCAUAUAUUAGUAUGCUUGUAAUUGCUUUUGAAAUCAAAGCGCAUGUCAUUUUACAAUUCAUUUUAUACAACCAAGCGUUAAUUUCGAUAUAGAAAUCAACCGCGUGUCGUAUUAGAAAUCAUCAUACAGUGCUAUGUAUAAUUGUGCUAUAGAAAAAAACCGUUUAUUUGGCAAUAUAAAUCAAACCGCAUGUCAUGUUAGACUACAUCUUAAAGCAGUAUGUGUGAGGUUUGGGGUUUAACCCUAAAUGUUUUGGAUUGACCAAUCGAGGACAGGGGCCCACAGGUCUACGCACGGUUUGUGUUUGUUGAGUAUGUGAACGACUUGUCAAUUACAUAUGUCACAUUGUUUAUCAUAUGGCUCGUUGCAAAUUAACAAAUGAAACAUGCUGUAUGUUUCUAUCUGCUGAUGAAAAGGAGUUUUACUUUGCUAAUAUUAUAAAGAAAUAUAUGUUAUGUUAUUGUUUCUACUCAUGAUUGGUAUGGUAAUUACGAUAAAUUACGAUAAAUGAAUACAAUAAAAUUA